AUGACGUCAGUGUCCACCAAGGUUGGAGAGAUCUUCUCCGCGGCUGGCACCGCCUUCACCUCGAGGAGCUGGAUGAUGCAACUGCAUCCAGUGUCGGACUCUUCCCCUGCCGGUGCCAAGCCGACUGAGGCAGAGAUAGAGAUGCUGAGGGCUGCUGUGAAUCGAUUUGGGGACGAUCUUAAUCACAUCAGCUGUGUCAUUAAGGAACGGACAGUGGCUCAGAUAAAGACCACUGUAAAGCGAAAAGUAUAUGAAGACUCUGGCAUCCCUCUUCCAACUGAGUCACCUAAGAAAGGGCCCAAGAAGAUGACAUCUGGGGUCCUCUCACCUCCAACCGCCCCUCCAUCCAGCAGCUUCAGUGUCCCUGAAGCUGGGGGUCCUCCCCUAAAGAAACAGAAGGCUGACAGCAUGACCCUGGACUCUGGCCUCGACCUCUGCUGAUGCUCCUCUCCUCUCCUGCUGAGCCUGCCACCUCUGACCCUCACUGUUCACCGUGGACCUGUGGGUCACCUGGGACUCUAAGCAAGGACUGCAUGAGAGAGGGUCAGGAAGCCACUGGAGCUGUCCGCCUUGUUCCUGAUAAACAUGUGCCCUCACCCUCUGACCUCCGUCUGAUGGACAUUUUAUA
Molecule: messenger RNA, 628 nt
Organism: Peromyscus leucopus (white-footed mouse)
Lineage: Eukaryota; Metazoa; Chordata; Mammalia; Rodentia; Cricetidae
Product: chromatin complexes subunit BAP18-like
Exons: 2
Coding region: 1-441 (146 amino acids)
Cellular component (GO): NURF complex; MLL1 complex
Source: RefSeq, a predicted model, not a curated record